Yamadazyma tenuis ATCC 10573 is the source of this 405-nucleotide messenger RNA. Its product is annotated as mitochondrial 54S ribosomal protein mL40. Lineage: Eukaryota; Fungi; Ascomycota; Pichiomycetes; Serinales; Debaryomycetaceae. The record is from RefSeq and is a predicted model, not a curated record. Gene Ontology annotation, molecular function: structural constituent of ribosome. Gene Ontology annotation, biological process: mitochondrial translation.
AUGAUAUCCAACACGUUAAAGAUCACCGUGAGAACCAAGGCCACCACGACAGUCAACCCUUCGACACAAAGAGUGGUUAACCAGCUUUCUGCGCUUUCGGCGUCCAGAAAACAACCCAAACUCAUCAAACUCAGUCACGAAGACUUGAUCAAGCAUAACACCAUCCAGAACGCAUGGAAGUCGUUCACGAGAAAACAGGAGACAAAGAGAUACCAGCAGUUGCAGCAACAGUAUGAGUCGAUUCACAACGCCAUGGACACGUUAAAGGCCAUCAGUCCCAGCUUGUACCAAAUGGCCAAUAAGCUGGACGAGAACAACUGGUAUCCAUUAAAUAUGAGAGUCCCCACCGAUUACCCGGCAAACAUGCCUUGGGUGUACAACCACAAGAACCAGGGGAAAGCGUGA